AUGAUCUCCGUCUCCUUGCCGACCGUCUCGGUCGGCUCCAACAUCUUCUUCGCUAUCGCUCUCUGUCUCAUCUCCCUCCUGGUCCUCUUCAUCUUGCGCCGUUUCCUCACUCUUCGCGCCACUCCCGCCUACUUGAUCUUCCCAAUAUUCUUCGCCCUCGCCCUCCCAGCCAGCGUCAUCCUCCUCGUCCCCAUCGACCUGGCCUCAAGUUCCCGCGAUGGCAGCGGUGCCAAGGCAAUCUGGUUGCCGGACCGCGUGGUUCUCGUUUGUUGGCGCAUUGCCUACUGGCUGAUCUUUGUGCUCACUUGGGCUAUCCUUCCUCUUCUCGCCGAAUAUGUCGACUCCGGAUACCGUGAACCCAAAGCCCGCAUCAUGUACUCCCUCCGCUCCAACGCCCGCUACCAAUUGACCGUUCUGGGCUGCGCAACGAUCGGAUUGAUCUAUGUCAUCAUCUCCAUUGGCUUUGAUUUCCGCUCCAUCAAGGGUUUCAUCAUGGCUGCCGCCUACGUCUGGGGUCUCGUUCUUGCCAUCUACCUGAUGGGUCACGGCUUGGUUGCCAUCCCACGGAAUCUCUUCCGCAAUGCCAAUGUCAGUGGCCGCUUGCGACGUAUUCAAUCACACGCCCCGAAAGUACACGAUCGUUUGAUGGACGCAGUCAACGAACUGGAGAGCCUCAAUUCCCAGGUCGCCCAGCUGCAGAAGCGCAAGACCGGAACUGCUCGUGACUUCCAAGAAUGGAUUGAAGACCUCUCCGAGACCCCCGGGGAUUCCGACGUCCGCGCUCCUAUUCUCGAGUCCGCCGAAACCUCCGGCACCGUGCCUUCGGUUAUCACGGAACGCUACCUGGCUGAUAUGACGAGACGCCUGCAGCGCGCCCGACACAUGAAGGCUCGCUUUGUGGACGAGUGGGAUCGUGUGGUUCAGUCGGCCACAGAUCUCCAGGCCAUCAUCAACUCUGCCGCGUCACAGAAGCUCGAUUUUGGUGCUGCCCCGCGUCGGUCAUCUUGCCUCCCGCGGGUGAAAUUCUUGACCCCCUAUAUGCGCUAUCAUCUCUACACCAAUGUCAUACCCACUCUAAGACUCGCCUUUGGGGCUUUCUUUGCAGUGGUGUCGGGCUGCAUCGUCUGGUCUGAGUUGAUCAAGUCUUUGGCCCCAUCCGUAUCGGCCAUCACAUUGACAGUGGUUCCGCAUUGGAAGGAUGAGAAACCAGUUGGAUUUUGGAGCCAAGUCAUAGCCUCUGCCUGGCUACUCUAUAUGUGUUCCGCCGCCCUGGUUGGUGUGAGCGAUGCGAAAGUUUGGGGCAACCGUGCCCUCGUACGUCGCAACACCUACGGCGAGAGUGCCUGUUGGUACGCCAGCUUGGUGGCACGACUAACCGUGCCGAUCGCAUACAAUUUCUUGACCUUCUUGCCAAAGGACUUCCGCCGGACCACCACCUUCUACGAGUUCCUCGGACAGCUCAUCAACCUCACCCCCUUGGGCAAGGGAUUCGAUUUCAUCUUCCCUAUCUUUAUCCUUAUCCCCGUCUGCGCCACCCUGUUCAACCUCUACGGCCGCAUCAAAAAUGUCUUCGGUUUCGGUCUUUCUGACGAUGAGGAUGACGUGGAGAGCAACCCCUCCGGCUUUGGGAUGGGCGGCUGGCGCGAAGGCCGUGACCUAAUCGAACGCGAGAUGAACGGCUUCGGCUCUUUGGCCGUGUCCUCCCGUGGCGCCCGAUCGACCUGGGCAUCGGACCGCAGUGAUGAUGGCGCAAAUGGCUCGUCCCGACUACGCGUUCCCGCGGCGGAGGGCUCUCGAUCUCCCCGACCUGCCCAAUCGCAACGGCCCAUGACUGCUCCUCAAGUCGUCGACGAGGAAGAGGAAGAAGAGAACUUCUUUCAAUCCUUCGCUCACCGCGUGCGAAACACUAUUGAAACCGCCAACACACCGCAGUGGAUUGAAAACGCCCGUCUUCCUCGCUGGAUGUCUGGCGAUAACAACACCACUGAGGAAGGUGGAAUCACGAGAUUAUUUGGCGGUAGUGCUGUGCCUGGUCGCCUGCGACUAGGCUAG
Penicillium cosmopolitanum is the source of this 2052-nucleotide messenger RNA. Its product is annotated as LMBR1 domain-containing protein. Gene Ontology annotation, cellular component: membrane. The transcript has 2 exons. The record is from RefSeq and is a predicted model, not a curated record. The coding region runs from base 1 to 2052 and encodes 683 amino acids. Lineage: Eukaryota; Fungi; Ascomycota; Eurotiomycetes; Eurotiales; Aspergillaceae.